AUGUUUCUUAGGAGUGCCAUUUUCUUGCUUUGCUUUGUCCCGAUCCUGGGCUUCCUGUGCCAAGAAAAUUCUCCCGUCUACCGCUUCACAAUAGGCGACAUUCGCGCCACAGUGAUUUACGAUGGAUUUUUGACCUUCACGACACCUCCUUUUUUCGCACCGGUGGAAGACGUCAACGCUUCAUACAGCGCAUGCUUUCGCUCAAUAGACCCUCUUACCCUCUCUCAGAAUGUCCUUGUGUUAGACACCGAAGCCGGGCGUGUCCUCAUUGAUCCGGGAGCUCGAGGAGGCGAAGAAGUUCCGGUCCUGGCCUCAGCCGGUCUCCUUUUCAAAAACAUGCGCGCAGCAGGAAUUCCUCCAGAGUCUAUCGAUCACGUUUUUCUGACUCAUGGCCAUGCAGAUCACGUCAGCGGAUUGUUGGGCCUGGAAGGUGGUCCGGCAUUCCCGAAUGCGAAGCUUUAUGUUGGAGUCACAGAAAAUCGCUUUUGGAUGACAGAGCCGCUUCCUAUUUCCGAGGACCAUCCAUUGAGGGACACACUGCUCUACCGCGAUGGGGUUGCCCCAUACGCACCCAGCCUCCAACUAGUUGAGGAAGACAGCUCGCCGCUGCCAGGAUUCCGCUUUAUGUCCAACACAGGGCACAGUCCUGGUCACAACUAUAUAGAAGUGGAGUCCAAUGGAGAAACCCUCAUUGUUUCUGGAGACACGUGGGAGUCAAAGCCGGAUCAACUUCAGAACCCCGACUGGCAGAUCGGGACAGAGACAGACCCUCCAAUGGCUCGCCGUUCAAGAGUGAAGCUAUUAAGGAAGGUUGCUCGAAAUAGAUCAUUGGUUCUAAGUUUCCAUGAGGCGUUCCCAGGGCUUGGACAUGUUGUCAAAAGCGGGAGGCGUUCUUUUGAUUGGGUUGUCGCUCCGCCCAGAAACAUCGGAACAGGCGUGGUUCAAAAGUGCUUCUCAUGA
Chondrus crispus (carragheen) is the source of this 960-nucleotide messenger RNA. RefSeq lists its product as hypothetical. Lineage: Eukaryota; Rhodophyta; Florideophyceae; Gigartinales; Gigartinaceae. The transcript is spliced from 3 exons. Bases 1 to 960 code for a protein of 319 amino acids. The record is from RefSeq and is a predicted model, not a curated record.